AUGAGUGCGGGAAGUGAUUUGUAUGAAGUGUUAGGAGUCCCUCAAGAUGCAACGCAAAGUGAAAUAAGGCGUGCAUAUAGGAAGCUUGCACUAAAGUUUCAUCCUGAUAAAGUUUCAGUAGAAAAAAGGCAAGAUGCGGAGAUAAAAUUUAAGGAUAUCACACAUGCAUAUGAAAUACUAGGAGAUGAGGAUAAAAGAAGAGAUUAUAACCUGUAUGGUGAAAGAGAACCCGGUUUAGGAUUUGAUGAGGACGAUACAGAGUUUAGUUACAAGCCAUCUCCAUUUGCGAAUGCUGCAUUUAAUGGUAGCGGGUCUUUUGAUUUUUCGCCGGAUGACUUUGCCAAUUUUUUUAAUGGUAUGGGUAUGGAUAUGAAUGAUGACUUUUUCACCAGUAUGGGCAAUGGAUCACGGGCGAGACAAGCCAAGCCCCCGCAAAAUGGAACUGGCAAGGCGCGAAAGCCACCAAAACCAUCACCAGAUGCUGAACGGAAUGAUGCUGGAAAUGGAAAAACGAUGGAUGCGCACUUUAAUGUUAGAUUGUCCCUUCUCGACCUUUUCAAUGGUAAGGUGGUCAAGUUGUCCGAAACACGUGACCGAAUAUGUGAAAAAUGUAAUGGAACUGGUUUAAAGAGAAAAGCAGUCGAAAUAGGAUGUUUGGAGUGUAAUGGCGUUGGUUACAUGAAAAAGUACAGACAUAUCAAUGGAAUGACUCUUGUUCAAACGAUCCCCUGUGAGAAAUGCAGUGGUGCCGGAGUAUAUUUCAGACCAAAGGAUUAUUGCAAGCAUUGUAGAGGCAGUGGUCUUAUUAAAGAAUCUAAAAUCUUGGAAUUUAAUGUUCCAAAAGGUUCCCCGAAUAAGGGGACGGUUGUUCUGCCUGGAGAGUCGGAUGAGGUCCCAGGAUUAAAAACGGGAGAUGUCAUACUAAAUUACGAGCUUGAGUUGAAACCACUAGAAAAAAGAUUCCAACGGCAGGAUAAUGAUUUAUACACGAAAGUAAGUGUUCCGUUAGUGGAUGCUCUGUGUGGAUUUAAUCGCUCAAAUUUUGUCAAAUCGUUGGAUGGUAGAUGGUUGUCCAUAAGCAUACCCCAUGGUAAAGUUCUAAGACCAGGAGAUUGUAUUGUGAUACCCAAUGAAGGAAUGCCUGUUAUGGACAACUAUAUUGGACGGUGCGGCGAUUUAUAUGUUGGCAUAGAUAUCGAGUUUCCAAAGGAUAAUUGGGCACUCGAACGCAAUGAUUUUGCCAAGUUGAGAUCGAUUCUUGAUAUAACAUACGGAUCAGAAAGACAUAAAGAUGUUACUGAGGAAGAUACUGAGGCCACAAAAAUUGCAUACAAAAUUAAAGAAAAAGACGAAUUGCCAUUAGAUUUUAAUAGUUUCAAUGCCAAUACAGAGGUCAAAAAUAUAGGCACUGAGAAGAGAUCCAAGGGAUGGUUCAGUAAAUGGUUCUAA
Molecule: messenger RNA, 1449 nt
Organism: Brettanomyces bruxellensis
Lineage: Eukaryota; Fungi; Ascomycota; Pichiomycetes; Pichiales; Pichiaceae
Exons: 1
Coding region: 1-1449 (482 amino acids)
Biological process (GO): protein refolding
Cellular component (GO): cytoplasm
Molecular function (GO): Hsp70 protein binding
Source: RefSeq, a predicted model, not a curated record